Piliocolobus tephrosceles (Ugandan red Colobus) is the source of this 1222-nucleotide messenger RNA. RefSeq names its product periphilin-1. The coding region runs from base 428 to 730 and encodes 100 amino acids. The record is from RefSeq and is a predicted model, not a curated record. The transcript is spliced from 3 exons. NCBI's taxonomy places the organism in Eukaryota, Metazoa, Chordata, Mammalia, Primates, Cercopithecidae.
UUCACAGGCUCAGUUAAGGGACCUAAUGCAAACUGUUGUUUCCCAUAAUCUGUGAUUCCCAGCAGAAGGAACGCUGGACCUAGAACUCUGGGAACAAGUGGGGAAAAAUCUUAAACAAUAUCAUGCACAAGGGCAAUGGAUCCCAGUAACGUCUUUAACCGUAUGGACCUUAGUUAGGGCUGCUUUGGCCCCGCUGUACGCAGAAGAGCCCAAGAAGGGAAGGGAGGAGGAACCAUCACCUACCUUAGUGCCACCGCCUCCUCCCUCGUCCCUGCCAUUGCUGGGUAAAGAUACUAAAGAGGAAAUGGAGGUUUUCCCUGAGUCCCCUCCCCCAAUAAAUUGGAAAAAAGACAAGGGAUACACUACAGCUAUGGGACCCUGUCUUAGGCAGGUGGCAUUAGAAGGGGAGCGCUUAACCUGACCGGAAAUGCAAGAUCUCCAAGGCAAUCAGGCCCUCUUUGGAUUCCAGCAUGAUGCAUCAGACCAUACCAUGGCGUGGCUAGGACCCAACACGGUACCAGAAGUGAAAGAAAUGACCCCACAGGACCUGCAGCUCCAGACAACACAGCUUCCUCAGACGACACAAGCCCCGGACAUUACCUGGGGGAUGCUGAAGAAGGCAACUAACAAGGCUGAGCAAAUCCUGCUCCAGACACAAAAACCAUUCAUUCCAGAUAAUUUGUUCCUUGUCCUGCUCUCUAGUGAUGCAAAGCCGGAAUACGAGCAGUAAUCGCUACGCCUGACAAACCUGUUGCUGCACACAUCUGUACUCUUCAAUCAACAAAACCUGAUGCAAAAAAACAGAAAAGGGGGAGAUGUAGGAGAUCAGUCAGGGUGAUGGGAAAAGUUAUAAGGAGAGAUGCAAACCUUCUUGGAAGUCCGGGAGGUUUUGCAAAGCUUCAGGAGAGAAUACAGGCUGAAGGCAGCUAAAUUCUCUUACCCUGAUGCUAAGGGCAAGAAGUAGGUAACAAAGGAGUAUAAAGGAAUUUAUCUAGACGAGUUUAUUUACUUUUGCAGACCUUUAAUCAUCCUCUCCACGCGUGCAGGACUGCUCCCAAGGAAGGGGGGGAAGGGGCGACAAGUACCUACAGAUUGUGUUGGCUCCAGGCCUUUGUCAUUAAAUCUGUACUGAAUAAAUACAAGCGGCUCCAGCUUAUCAGGGCUGCAUUCUGUCUUCGGUGUCUCUAAGGCCAAGCAGUCCCCUAGCCGCACUCAUGCAAAA